AUGAUCAAUAUCAUCCCCCGAAUUGUGGCUCGUGAUAACAAUAACAACAACAACAACAACAACAAUGAUGGUCUUUCCGGUCCUAUGGUCGAUCUGCUGAUCGCCUUGCUGGUGCUCAUCUUGAUCGCGCUCGCUUUGGUUGGUGGACUUCUUCUCAUCCGUCGCAAGCGUCAAGCCCAGAAACAGUCUAUUCUCCCUGUUCACAACGGCCAGAGCCCCUCGCAUCAACGACGCUUAACCAUUACCACCAACAAGUCCGACUCCGUUCUCGUGUAUGAUGAAAAGCGAAGCUUGAUGCAGAACUCCGACAGCCCCCCACCCAGUCCGGUACCCGAGAUUCGCAUUACUUUCCCUGAAGAGGAGGAUGCGUCUGGCAAGCGCCAAUCCGGCCGCAUGGUCGUGGUACGCAUCAGCGAUGCUGGCAGUAUCGGUCUUGAACCGUGUCAUGAGGACCUGCCUCCGUACCAGACCACUGACACUGGUCGCUUCCAGUCCCUCGAUCUUGAGCGGAUGGGUGGAUUAAAGGAGAAGGGAGAACAUUACUCCUAA
Molecule: messenger RNA, 549 nt
Organism: Penicillium longicatenatum
Lineage: Eukaryota; Fungi; Ascomycota; Eurotiomycetes; Eurotiales; Aspergillaceae
Exons: 1
Coding region: 1-549 (182 amino acids)
Source: RefSeq, a predicted model, not a curated record